CAUACGUGCGCGUAUUCCGGACAGUGGACUCCCUUCAUAAAGUGUUUAGGCAAAAGGACGAGGUGACAAAACUAUCAACAUGGCUGUGACGGGCUGCACGAAAUGCAUUAAAUUUAUGUUAUUCUUCUUUAAUUUUAUUUUCUGGCUGGCCGGAGGUGUGAUCUUAGGAGUGGCCCUGUGGCUCCGCCAUGACAAUCAGACCAGCAGCCUUCUCAUACUUCAGUUUGAAGGCCAACAGGCACCGGGCACUUUCUAUAUCAGUGUGUACAUACUGAUAGCUGUCGGGGCUGUGAUGAUGCUUGUGGGCUUCCUCGGAUGUUUUGGUGCCAUUCAGGAAUCUCAGUGCCUGCUAGGGACGUUCUUCUUCUUUUUGGUGAUCCUCUUUGCUUGUGAAGUGGCUGCAGCAAUUUGGGGUUUCAUGAACAGGGACACAAUCUCCAAGGAGCUGAUAAACUUCUACGACUCAGUGUACAUCAAGGCUGUGGAUGUCUCAGGGUCUUCCAAUAAAGACGCUGCCUUCAAGGUGCUGGAAGUUUUCCACAAAACGCUCGACUGCUGUGGUAAAGGAGAUAACAAUCAGCUCUUCAUGCAAGCCGCCAACACGUUGUGUCUGAAAAAGACUCCAGUAGAUAUUCAGAAAACUCCGGUGAGCUGUCAUGUUAAACUGACUGAGCUGUUCUCGCAGAAGCUCUAUCUGAUUGGUCUGGCUGCCUUGGUGGUCGCUGUCAUCAUGAUCUUUGAGAUGAUCUUCACCAUGGUGCUCUGUUGUGGGAUCCGAAACAACCCUGGAGUUUACUAGGAGUCCAGCCAACAGCAGUCCACAUCAGCUUGUAAUGGAAAAAUUUUAUUAUGUGUUUCUAUGCAUCAGCUCAUUUUCCUUUUGAUUAUAGUGCUACAAGAUGGAGUUCCCUCCUUUCAUUGCAGAAUCUAUAAACUGUGUUAUAAUAUAAUUUAAGCAGUUGGGUUUCCGUGGUUGACGCGAGUUAGACUGUGUGUUUUUGAGUCAACGUUGUGUCUCUUUGUGCCUGAUGAACGACCUCAUGCUGUUUUACCUGUAUUAAUAUGGAAAACAAUCCUCUUUAUAAUGACAAAAACAGCAAGGUUUUCUUAUUUAACCAGUUUUAAUAGUGAUAAUAAAUUGUGUAAUUCCAAUGGUUUAUUAAGUUUCAGCUGUUUUUCAUCAUAGGUUUCUUGUUUAUAAGUUCUGAGCAGUACAAAAAAGGAAUUCUGUCUUCUCAUAUUAUUUGAUUUGACUAAUUUUUAGAAGCCUGAAGAGGUAAAACUAAUGUAUUUUGUAAAAGAGAAGCAAAGUGAGGAAAAUAAACAUAUUUUGUGUA
Molecule: messenger RNA, 1337 nt
Organism: Monopterus albus (swamp eel)
Lineage: Eukaryota; Metazoa; Chordata; Actinopteri; Synbranchiformes; Synbranchidae
Product: CD81 antigen-like
Exons: 8
Coding region: 80-799 (239 amino acids)
Cellular component (GO): plasma membrane
Source: RefSeq, a predicted model, not a curated record